Molecule: messenger RNA, 1035 nt
Organism: Debaryomyces hansenii CBS767
Lineage: Eukaryota; Fungi; Ascomycota; Pichiomycetes; Serinales; Debaryomycetaceae
Gene: SEC20
Product: Sec20p
Exons: 1
Coding region: 1-1035 (344 amino acids)
Biological process (GO): retrograde vesicle-mediated transport, Golgi to endoplasmic reticulum
Cellular component (GO): SNARE complex; endoplasmic reticulum
Molecular function (GO): SNAP receptor activity
Source: RefSeq, a predicted model, not a curated record
AUGACUAUUUCAAGCGACAUUGAUAAUUCCUUCAAGAGAUUGGAUGAAUUGCAGUUUUCGGUAUUCGCAAAGAUAAAUGAAAUAAUAGAUGAUAGUGACCCUACAGCAAACCAAGGUGAAGAAUCUAUUGAACUAAAACGAAUCAAAUCUACAAAAGAUGCCAACGGAUUAAUAUUCAAAUUUCGUGACAUGUUGAAGGUCAUAGAAAUUAACAUAUCUGGAGUUAGUGAUGAUCAAUUAUCUAUAAGAUAUCAAAUGUAUAAAGAAAAAUUAUCAAAUUUAAGAAUCAAGUUGAGGGAAAGUCAAUUGCAAUCAUACAAUUCAGAAAAUGAAUUGAUUCAUAAUCAAAGAAUUGCCAAAUACUCCUCUGUAAUAAGAGAUAAUUUUGACGAGUCUGACUUAAGAAAGGACUUGUUUUCGGGUCGUAGUACGAAGGAUGAUUCUAAAGUUAAGAACAAAACUAUACAAGAUCAAAUAUUGUCACAUAAUAAGUCGAUCACGUCGGCUUUGCAAUCAACUAGACAGUUAAUGUCGACUUCUAUUGUUCAAACAGAAUUGAAUAUAGACUCGGUUGAGCAACAAACGAAAGAUUUAUCCAAUUUGAAUGAUAAGUUUACCGAUUUCGAAUCUUUAUUAAACAAGUCGAAAAAUGUAGUCAGGUUUAUCGAAAAACAAGAUAGAAAGGACAAGAAUAACAUCUAUUUAAGUAUUGGGUUCCUUUUGCUGUGCAGUGCAUGGGUCAUUUGGCGCAGAUUAUUGAAGAUGCCUAUUAAGUUUUUCUUGUGGUCAUUAUUCAAGAUAUUCAGAAUAUUCAAUAGGAUGUUCGUUAAUUCAAGUAGCAAGGGUGAUGUUGACGUAUACGCCACAGUAGGGGCUAUUAGUAGCUCCUUAAUUGCAAGUAGCAUACUAUCAUCGAGUACAGGUACAAUAAAUUUAAAUGAAGAAUUUACGAUGAGUAUUGAACCCCAUGGAGAACAUAAAACCUGGGAAGAUAUAGUAAAUGAAGCUACGAGUAGAAUUGUUGAUGAACUAUGA